AUGUCAGACUCUGGGGAAGAGGGCCCCGGCGGCAAACGCCAGGGAAGCACCAGGGACAAGAGUCCUCCGGCGAGCAUCGACUGGGAGGACGAGGAGGUAGCCGAGCCGAGGGACACGCUUGAGGAUUUGGUGGCCCACUCUCCGGAAAAAGGGAGCAACCUGACGGAGAGGAACACGGUUCAGGACUCGGUGGACCAUUCUUCCGGAAAAGGAAGCGCUGUAACGGCAAGGAACACAGUCCAGGAUUCGAUAGACCAGUCUUCGGGGAAAAGUAGCACCUCAAGGGAGAGGAGCACUGUCCAGGAUUCGGUGGACCAUUCGUCGGGAAAAGGCAGAACUUUAAAGCCACGGAACACACCAUAUCCGGGUCAGGAUUUGGUUGACCAUUCUUCGGAAAGAAGCAGCGCCUCAAAAGGGACGCCAAGAAGCACGGUUCCGGAUUCGGUAGACCACUCUUCCGGAAAAAGUAGCACCUCAAGGGAGAGGACGACGGUUGAGGACUCGGUGGACCAUUCUUCCGGAAAAGCAAGCACCGUGAGAAGCACAGUCCAGGACUCCGUGGACUAUUUCGGGGGGAAAAGUAACGCAGUGACGCCGAGAAAUACAGCGCAGGAUUCCAUCGACUAUUCGCCAAAAAAAGGGAGCGCCGUGACGCCGAGGAACACGAUCCAGGAUUCUAUCACCUAUACGCCCAGAAAAGGAAGCAUACUUAAGACUCCCGAGGAUGACAACCGCACCAUUCCAUCAUCCGAGAACAGCAGUCCCGAUAGACUGAGCUUGGGAGACUUGCCAGGCCCCCGAACGACCAUUGCCUCGAAUGUGGAAUCGGGAACGGCGUCGGAUGACUCUGGGCAAGACAGCAGGAAACCCAGCCGCGAUGAGGACAUUCGCUCCACGAGCAAGAGCCGGCGAUUGGAGUACUUUCGCAGUGGCGCCGAUGCCGAUUGCCAGGUGCAUGUCCUGAGCACCUGCCCCGCACCCGACGAUCCGGUGGCCAGUGUGUGCUACAAGAAGUUCGGGUGCCACCGGUUAUUCCUGGCCACCGCCUCGGACAAACUGGAGCAGGAUGUGUACCAGAACAAGCAGUGGAAUGGAGUACUCCAGAUCAAUGGGGUUUCGCCCGAGAGCGUGGAGAUCUUCCUGGAGUUCAUAUACACCUUCGAGGUGACCUCGCCGCUGGUUCAGCUGAAUCUGGUGGGGGAUAUAUUCAUCCUGUCCUGCGCCUACAACAUGCCUGAGCUCCUGCGGUCCUUUUCCGAGAAGCUAAAGCAACUGGAUUGGCCACUGGAUGGGAUCUUCCCUGCUUUUGACCUGGCUUUCCGACACAACCUCACUGAGCUGGAGAGGAUUUGCAUGGAGAAAAUAAUGGAGAAAGGCGAGGUUUUGACCAGAGAACGUGGUCUCAUGGAUCUGCAAAUUUACGCCCUGAACUAUGUGAUCCAGCACUGGUUGGUGGCGGAACUGGUGUCCCAGGAUGAGCUCAUCAACAUAUUGAAGCAGUACCAGGAGGUCAACGAGAUAACCUUUGCGAACACCCAGAAAUUCCCGCAUUUUACCAAGAUAAUCAAGUACUUUCCCAGUGUCCUUUUGGAUGCCGAAGGGUUUAUAAGCCAGUACUAAGAAAAAUACUCUGUUUCUUGGUAAUUAUAGAAACUUUUUGAAAGAGAUGUAUUUCAAUAAAAAAUACCAGUGUCUCCUUU
This is a messenger RNA of Drosophila biarmipes, 1700 nucleotides long. RefSeq lists its product as uncharacterized. Lineage: Eukaryota; Metazoa; Arthropoda; Insecta; Diptera; Drosophilidae. The record is from RefSeq and is a predicted model, not a curated record. The transcript is spliced from 2 exons. Gene Ontology annotation, molecular function: protein binding. Bases 1 to 1620 code for a protein of 539 amino acids.